ACAAUACUCAAUUUACCAAAAUGCCGAUGACUUCUUCCAAAAACAUUUUAUCAUUCCUUACAACAUUGGUGAAAGAUGGCGAGGACUCCAAUUACCAGCUGGGACGAAAUUCCCACUUUUCACUGGGCUGAUUACCUGGUAUUGGCUCUGAUGUUGGCAGCAUCCGGUGCCAUUGGUAUAUAUUAUGCCUGCACCGGAGGAAAACAGAAAACCGCUGGAGAGUUUUUACUCGGUGACAGGAAAAUGCAAACUUUUCCGGUUGCGAUGUCACUUCUCGCCAGCUUCUUGUCUUCGGUGACGUUGCUGGGGAUUCCUGCUGAAGUAUAUAUGAACGGUGCCGGAUAUUGGUACAUUGCUCUCUCAUUUUGCUUUGUUAUUCCGAUGGUGGUUUGGAUAUAUAUGCCGAUUUUUUAUAACCUCGGAUAUGUAUCAGCUUUUGAGUACCUGGAGAAGCGGUUUUCGCGACCUUUACGUGUGUAUGCGUUCGUUCUCUUCUGCGUCAACAUGAUGGUUUAUCUUGCCGUGGUCCUGUACGGACCAGCCAUAGCUCUCAGUGCAGUUACUCGGAUCCCCACAUGGGUAUGCAUCCUUAUCGUGGGAUCUAUUUGCACGUUUUAUACCGCCAUGGGCGGGGUGAAGGCUGUUGUCUGGACGGACACUAUGCAGCUGGUUCUCAUGUUUGGAGGAUCUAUCACAGCGUUGGCCGUAGCGGUGCACUAUGCCGGUGGCAUCACCAAUGUGGCGCUGGUCGCUAAAGAAUCUGGACGAUUAUAUGAUCUCUAUAAUUUUUCGCCGGAUCCCAAACAAAGACAUACAGUAUGGUCUGUUGUGAUCGGAGGGAUUUUCUUCUGGACGUCUGUGUAUGGUGUCAACCAGACUCAAAUCCAACGCUACCUAAGUAUUCCCACGUUACGACAAGCUCAAAACUGUCUGUGGAUUGGACUGCCAGGUUUUGUGGUUAUGCUUACAACCACUACAUGGACUGGUCUAGCGUUGUAUGUAUAUUAUCAGAACUGUGACCCGCUUUGGCAAGGACUUAUUUCCGCACCCGAUCAAAUAUUGCCAAUGUUUGCCCUGGAAACAUUAGGACAUUUACCAGGAGUAACGGGGCUGUUCGUAGUGGGCGUAUUUAGUGGCUCGUUAAGCACUAUAAGUUCUGGUGUGAGCUCUUUAGCAGCCAAUUUUCUCGAAGAUUGCUGCCGCUUAAUGCGUCCGAAUAUGACAGCACAUACACAAGCUGUUAUAUCCAAAAUUGCCGCGGUUUCCUUUGGGCUUGUGAGCAUUGCCUGUGCCUUUAUUGUGGAACAGUUGGGGCAAGUCUUAGAGUUUGCCUAUGCGUUGUUUGGAAUGAUCAGCGGACCGUUGUUGGGUGUUUUUGCGCUUGGAAUGUUUUUUCCUUGGUCCAAUAAAAACGGAGCUUUGGCUGGCUUCACGACCGGCUUGGUCCUGACUAUCUGGAUAGGACUAGGAGCUAAAAUUACCGGUCCGAUGCAUGUACAGCCCGUUCGAGGCCGGAUAAAUGAUACCGUAGCGUGUCCUGCAGUUAGACCGUAUCCAGCGAUAAUCGAUCCAUAUGAAAAUAAUGCCAACAUACUAGAUGUUUAUGAAAUGUCCUAUUUAUGGUAUGGGCCGUUUGGUUGCAGCGUUGUAAUUGUUACUGGGCUUAUUGUCAGUUUCCUAACCGGUCGUUCUCACGGGAAGCAUAUGGAUCCUCGCUUAAUGUACCCACUUUUCUACAAAUUUGCCUUCUUUCUCCCUCGAAAAUACCGAGAAAAGUUGCUUUUUGGCGUUCCCUAUUCGGAUUUAGACGGGGAUUCGAUGGGCAAUAAGGAAAGGAACGGACACGCUAUGGGUUCAUGUGUUACCAUCACCACUGGAGUGGAUAUUAUCAACAGUAGAUCUGGUGCAAAACUCGAUGACCUUUCGCAGUAUCAAACGUCGGCUUUAUAAAAACAGUCUUCUGGAGAAUUAUCUCGCUGUUUUUUAUCGAUAUGUCACGGAAAUGAUGACUUAUUAAAAAUCAUUCCAAUCCGAUCUACUCUAUCGAAGGAUUACAUGACUUUCUUGUGCUGCAAAAUACAAUAUGCUAGUAUAAAAAUAGCGUGAAAACCGACCGGCCAGCGUA
Molecule: messenger RNA, 2125 nt
Organism: Paramacrobiotus metropolitanus
Lineage: Eukaryota; Metazoa; Tardigrada; Eutardigrada; Parachela; Macrobiotidae
Product: sodium-coupled monocarboxylate transporter 1-like
Exons: 18
Coding region: 76-1950 (624 amino acids)
Biological process (GO): sodium ion transport; transmembrane transport
Cellular component (GO): membrane
Molecular function (GO): symporter activity
Source: RefSeq, a predicted model, not a curated record